AUGGCAGAAAUUAUUGGUCCCGUAGUGGAACUUGGUCAGUGGUUGUGGAGUCCAGCAAAGCGUGGAUUGGGUUACAUGGUUCUUCUCAACCUUCAAAUUGAAAAGCUUCAAGUAAUAAAAAAUGGUAAUCAAAAUUUAUUUGAUGCGUUUCAACUAAAUGGAGAAGAAGUCAAGCCUGAGAUUCAAAUGUGGCUACAAGAUGCGAAUAAGGCCAUAGCAGAUGCUGCACAAUUAAGUGGUGAAGUUGCAGCGAGUAAAAAUUGCAUCAGCGGGAUGUGCCCGGAUUUGAGAUGGCGUUACAAUUUAGGAAAGAAAGCAAUGGAGGAGAAAGAAGCAGUAAACAAGCUACUAGAAAAGGGAGAUUUUCAAACAAUUUCUGUUCAAGUUCCACAUCCCAUUGAAAUUGAGUCCACAAUGUCAACUGAUGGUUUUCAAGCAUUUGGAUCAACAAGCAGAGCCAUGGAUCAAGUCAUGACAGCGCUGAAAGAUGAUAAGGUCACUGUGAUUGGGGUCUAUGGAAUGGGAGGUGUAGGCAAAACAACCAUGGUGAAACAGGUUGGUGCACAAGCCCGUAAAGACGGACUCUUUGAUCAUGUGAUUAUGGCUGUAUUUAGCCAAAAUCCCGACUUGAUGAAGAUUCAAGGCCAACUUUCAGAUAUGUUGGGCUUGAAAUUUCAGGUGGAAACAGAAUUGGGAAGAGCAGGCAGAUUGAAGCAGAGGAUACUAAGUGGAAACAAGACCCUUAUAAUCUUGGAUGACAUUUGGAAUGCAUCACAAACUACUUUGACUAGCAUUGGAAUUCCCAGCCCCAUUGAACUGCAAGGACACAAUUCCAAAGUCCUGAUAACCACAAGGAGAUUGAAUGUUUGUCACGGCAUGGAGUGCAAUGUAAAAGUACAUCUCAAUGUCCUAUCUGAAGAAGAUUCCUGGAACUUGUUUGCGAAGAAAGCAAGAAAGUCUUUUGAAUCAGUCACUUUCUAUAAUGUGGCGAGAAAGGUAGCUCGUGAAUGUGCUGGUCUUCCAAUUGCAUUGAUAGCAGUUGCAGGUUCACUUGGAGAUAAAGACUUUGAUGAGUGGAAAGAAGCAGCUCGACGACUGGAGAUGUCCCAGCCUGCCAACCUUGAAGACGACGGAGAUGUGUUCAAAUGUAUAAAGUUAAGCUAUGACUACUUGAAAGGCGAGGAUGCCAAGUCAUGCUUCUUGCUUUGCUCCCUAUUCGCAGAAGACAGUAAUAUCGCCAUACAAGACUUGUUUAGUUACGGGUUUGGGUUGGGAUUGUUUCGAGAUGGCAAGACAUUGGAAGGAGCCAGAGCCAAAGCACGUUCAGUGACCAAGUACCUUAAAGCUUCCAGCUUGCUUUUGGACGGGAUAAGCGAAAAAUUUGUGAGAAUGCAUGAUGUCAUACGAGAUAUGGCCAUAUUAAUUGCAUCAUCAGAAGAACAUGGCCAUCGGUUUUUGGUAAAAGCCGGUUGGGAAUUAAAUGUCUGGCCAAAUGAUACAGAUGAAGGCUGCUCUGCAAUCUCGCUAAAGGAUAACUGUAUAAGCAAGCUUCCUGAUGAGUUGGUAUGCCCAAAACUCCAAAUUUUACUUCUAAAUAGUAAUCGUACAGUAAAGGAGAUCCCAGAAGCUUUUUUCCAGAGUCUGAAUGCAUUAAGGGUCUUAGACCUUACCUACACUUCUAUUUCAAUACUACCCUCAUCGUUCAAUUUCCUAAUAAACCUCCAAACAUUGCAUCUAGAUCACUGUUGGUCCUUAAAGGACAUUUCCGUACUCGGAAAACUAAAGAAACUUGAGAUUCUUAAUCUGAGAUCCACUCGUUUUGAAAAAUUUCCAGAAGAAAUAGGAAACUUGGCCAGUCUGAGGUUGUUGGAUUUGAGUUGGAAUUCAAAGAUAAUAAUUCCAUCGAAAGUGAUAUCUAGGUUGUCUAGGUUAGAGGAACUGCUCAUGGAAGGUAGUUUUGGAGACUGGGGGGGUAAAGUUGAAGGGGCAGGGGAAAGAAUUAAUGCUGGCUUCGAUGAGUUAACUUGCUUGUCGUACUUAAACAUUUUGUUUGUUCGAAUUUGUAAUGUAGAAUGCAUUCCUAAAGAUGUUGAGUUCCUUCCAAAUUGGGAAAAAUUCUUCAUAUGUAUCAAGAGGGAAUCAGUCUCGAUAGAUAAUUUUACGCAUUCAGAUUGUCCAAGACUAUUGGUCCUCGAGACAACAAUCGAUACCUUGCCGAGUUGGUUGAACAGUGUGGUGAUCGAGAGAACAGAGAAAAUAUUUUAUAGCGAGUGCAAGGGAUUAAAUAACUUUCUUGUGGAAUAUGCCACGGAGAGAUUACAUGGAUUGAUUUCUCUUCGUGUCGAAGAGUGCAAUCACAUGCCAAGUUUGAUGAAUACAACGACAACAUUGGUUCCAAAUAGACCUGUGUUGGAGAAGUUGGAAGAGUUGUAUGUUUAUUGGUUGAAUGACUUAAAAGAGUUAUGUGUUGGUGACUUACCGCAUGGAUCUCUAGGCAAUCUCAAGUUCUUGGAGGUGACAGGGUGUAAAGCCUUGGAGGGCACACUUCUUCAACCGAAUUUGUGGCAGAAACUUCAAAAUCUGGAAGUACUUAAUAUUCAAAGAAUGUCUCGUAUGGAAUAUGUGUUCGAGUCUGAAGGGCUAAAACAAGAACAGGCUGCUUUUAGAAAUUGGAGAGAGAUGAAAUUGGCAAAUCUUGGAGAACUAAAAAGCAUAUGGAAUGGCCCAGCUCAAUAUGCAAUCUUCCAUAAUCUUAAGGUUUUGACAGUAUCUCGGUGUAGGAAAUUGAAGACCAUUUUCACAACAGACGCAUCUCACUGUCUUAUGCAACUGGAACUGGAAGAGCUACAGGUAUAUGAUUGCUCUAGUUUGGAGACAAUUAUUGGAGCAAACGAGGGAACAUUAGAGGACAGGAUCAUUUUUCCGCAACUGAGGUGCAUAUUUUUGCGGAAUCUUCCAGAAUUGAAAAGCUUUUAUAGUGGUGGUGUUGAGUGCCCUUCAUUGGAAUACUUGUAUGUGCACGGGUGCCAUAGCCAAUUUUCAAUCUCUGCUUCUGACUUCCAUAGCCAGAAGCAAGUCCUAGUAGAUAAUGGGUUCUUACCGGUGAGAAGAAUUGAAACACUUGAACACUUCUAUAGUGGUGGAACUGGUGGUGUUGAGUGCCAUUCAUUGGAACACUUGUAUGUGAAACAGUGCCGAGCAACCAAACAAGUGCAAGAAAUUGAAGAUGAUCAGCCUAUGUUCCAGACCACAUAUCAUGGCAUUCAUUCAUGCACGACACGCUCAAAGCUAGCUCGCCUACCUUUCACCUUCGAGUUUUUAUAUUUGACUUUUGUGUAA
This is a messenger RNA of Prunus mume (Japanese apricot), 3339 nucleotides long. The record is from RefSeq and is a predicted model, not a curated record. Lineage: Eukaryota; Viridiplantae; Streptophyta; Magnoliopsida; Rosales; Rosaceae.